This is a messenger RNA of Acanthoscelides obtectus, 216 nucleotides long. The record is from the annotation of a GenBank genome assembly. Lineage: Eukaryota; Metazoa; Arthropoda; Insecta; Coleoptera; Chrysomelidae.
AUGCUACGUGAUUUUCCCAUACCUUUAUCCAAGUCACAAACAAUAACUGUCCGACAGUCAAAAAUCAAAGCAGAGCAUUAUCCGUCGGCAUACAACAAACAGAAACGAAAAUCAACCACGAAGAUACAAUCCGUAGGCAAUCAACUUCUGCUUCUGAAACGAGUGCAGCAAAUGAUGACGCUAUUAGCUCAGUACAAUAUGCACCUAAAAAAAUAA